Messenger RNA from Pochonia chlamydosporia 170, 480 nucleotides. Its product is annotated as beta-mannosidase mndA. Bases 1 to 480 code for a protein of 159 amino acids. The transcript has a single exon. The record is from RefSeq and is a predicted model, not a curated record. NCBI's taxonomy places the organism in Eukaryota, Fungi, Ascomycota, Sordariomycetes, Hypocreales, Clavicipitaceae.
AUGUCCACCCCCAUAGCCGCCGUACCAACCUUCUACACCUACUUCUUCGCCUACAUCGACCCCCUCAUCGCCCUCUACGGCGUCUACCUAAACUUCCUCGCCCCCGACCAGGCCGUCAUAUCCAUGGCCCCCCUCUCGACAUACGACCCCAACACCGUCUUCCUCUUCCACCAGGCGGGCGGCCUGGCGCUGGCCGUCGCCGUGAUGAGCGCCCUGAUCCCCCGGGUCUCGGAGGACUUGUCUGUGUGGAAGGUGUUGCAGUUUUCGCUGCUGCUGAGCGACUUUGGGGGCCUGAGUGGUGUGUAUUUCGCGCUGGAGAGGCAGGGGAGGUUGGAGCCGCGGUUGUGGUCGGCGGAUGAUAGGGCUGUGGGGGGUUUGUAUUUGUUUAUUACGGCUGUGAGGUUGGCGUUUGUGUUGGGCGUGGGAUUUGGAGGGGAGGGAGAGGUGAAGGGGGAGAAGGAGGUGAAGAAGAGGGAGUGA